Guillardia theta CCMP2712 is the source of this 831-nucleotide messenger RNA. RefSeq lists its product as hypothetical. The coding region runs from base 153 to 815 and encodes 220 amino acids. NCBI's taxonomy places the organism in Eukaryota, Cryptophyceae, Pyrenomonadales, Geminigeraceae. The transcript has a single exon. The record is from RefSeq and is a predicted model, not a curated record.
ACUCCCUUGCACCCCAGCCCCUUGCGCUUCCGCUGUCCCCCUCUCCCCCCGUCCUCCCGUCCUCCCGUCCUCGCCUCAUUCUCGCUCCCUUUCGUGCUCGACUCUUCUAACUUCAUAGACUUCUUGGUAUCCAUCAUAUGCUUGACUUGAAGAUGGAGCAUAUCAAAGAAAAGGAAACAGAUCUGAAUAUCUUGGAACCCUUUCAUGGGCUUGCUACUACGGUUGAUAGCUGCGCAAAGUUCUCUUUGAACUUCAUUGUAGAAUCUUUGGACAAGCUAAAAGUUGAAGUCGGACAAAAUAGCAGUCUCCUUGCCGACACCUUUAAUCAGAUGUCUUCUAUUCCCGAGAACAAUACAGUUCUCGAAUCUGAUGCCAUGAGCACUGAUUCGCAUGAUUGGGACAGCAUCAGCAUGCGGUUUCGUGAUAGGAAUAAUUCCUUGACAAAUUCAUUUCAUUCCACGGGGAAAGACAGCCGGUCCUCUGCAGGAAAGCAUUCGUCAGGAAAGAGAAGCAACCAUAACUCUCGUGCGAGCAGCGUAGCUGGCAGGAGCAGCCACAGCAGCAGCGGAUCAUCGUGCAGCUCCUCGCCGACCUCACAGGUUGCUGAUUUCGAGCGGUUGCGAUCAGAGAUGGUAAACGAGACAACCAUGCAAGCGCUCAAGGCGAGAUGCUGCGAAGCCACGAAGCGGGGGACACAGAAGCUGAGGAAAUCGGACGACGCCGAUUGGAGGUCGCAGGUUGCACACGUUCGAAGGGGUUGCGGAGGGCAGACGAUCCAGGGAGUGAACGUGAAGACAGGCCAGCUCUUAGAAUGAAACAAGUAUUCGUGAU